This is a messenger RNA of Penicillium chermesinum, 351 nucleotides long. RefSeq lists its product as uncharacterized. The record is from RefSeq and is a predicted model, not a curated record. NCBI's taxonomy places the organism in Eukaryota, Fungi, Ascomycota, Eurotiomycetes, Eurotiales, Aspergillaceae. Bases 1 to 351 code for a protein of 116 amino acids. The transcript has a single exon.
AUGUUGCACAACGUCUGCAUAGGGAGAUCGAGACCGCCAGCUCGCUUUUGCAGUAAGCCACUCGAUAUCCCAGAUCGAGAACGCAAGGGUAAGUUCCAUGUUCUUAGUAUUUAUUACACCGUGACCGUGACCGUGACGGUACCGAUGUUAUUUACCGAAAGAUACGCCUCCGUAUUGACGAUGUCCCCACUUGUAGUGGAAACACUAGCUCUCUUGGCCGUAGGGGCCCGCCCCGGAUGUUUGAGCUCAGCCAGCCAAAUACCUGCGGUCAGUCCCUUUGCUACCUUCGCUAAUGUAGGAAUGGUGGAUCCCAUGUGGUGGCAGCAUGAUUCAUCACUAGCAGUGUUAUGA